UGUUACCUUGCCCUUCCCCAGCGGGCGUCGGGCAACGCUAGGAGAACAAGAGGUUGGAGCGGGCCAAGCCGAAUAGGUCAACCUCAGCCGGUUCAGUAAGAGCAACAGAGUUGGAAGGGACCUUGCAGGUCAUCUAGUCCAACCCCCUGCUCACCGAAAAGACCUAUAUUAUGGAUUCGAACCGCCGAACUGCUGACCUUUCUGAUGGACAAACUCAGCAUUCUCCCUUCUCCUACUCUGCUGGGCUUCGGGGUGACUGUUGACGCUUAGCCCACCCGAUCCUACCUAAGCCCAGCGGCUGAAUCCAGGGAAGGCUCCCCAGCAUCCUUGGAUUUGCUGGCCUAGAGGAGCCGCCCUUCUUGCAAAGCCCAGCAUGGAUUCUCCUCUAAACCUGGAUCCAGGAUCCCCGUCUUCCACCACUCAGGCGGACCUUCCAGUCCCCCUGAAGAAGUUUUUUCAGGGUAAACCUCUGGCUCUGGGGAUCACACAGAUAUUCAUUGGAAUCAUUGGAAUUAUUUUUGGGAUCAUCCUCGAUGUAGCCGAUGUUUAUUUAAUGGAGUAUUUUAUUAUAAAGAUGCCUUAUUGGAGUGGAAUCUUGUACAUCAUCUCUGGAUCCUUAGCAGUGGCAGCUGCUCGGAAUCCCAAGAUCCCUCUGGUGCAAGGCGCGCUGGCAAUGAAUGUGAUAAGUGCCCUGACAGCUGGUAUUGGCAUAAUAUUCCUGGGUCUCACAAUCCCAUAUUAUAGACAUCAUUUCUUGUACCUUUGCUUUGUAUCUGGAAACGAAUCUGAGGAAAAGUGUCGUGAAAUUGUUGGUAUAAUUGAUGGAAUUUUGGCUGUUCUUACUGUGUUCAAUCUCCUGGAGCUCUGCAUCGCCACCUCUUUUGCGUCUUUUGGCUGUAAGAUGCUCUGCCGAAAUGCCUUCACUGAAACGGUUGUGGUCAUUUAUCAGAAUGCACCUCCUGCCAGUGCUGAAAAUCCAUCCAUCGGCUGCAAAGAGCCAGAAUCCCCCUGAGUGGCUUUCCCGUCAUGGCAGCUAUUCCGGAGUGCAUUGGCUCCUGCAAAAUUGAAGCCUUCAGCUUUUUAAAGGAAUUACAUUGGACUUUUUACUCAGGGGAACAUAAAAAUAUUGAAUGGGCUAAGCAAAGCACCACGUAAAAGGUCUUGAGAAUGUUGCUGUUCUUUGUUGCUGGUUAAAACAUUUACGUAUAUGAUGGUUGGCACCCCUACCAAGUUAUGUUUUGCUAUUGGAAAAUGCCCUGUUGGUGGGUUUAUAAAACAUGUUAUGGAUAAACCAGAGUUUCCCCAUUAUAAUGGUUGCAUCACAGACCAGGCAAAGUCCAAAACCCACCUCAACAGAGCUUAGCAACCGUCAAAUGCUUGCAACCAUUCCAGAAAUUAAUGUGUGGGAUGUAAUUGUGUCUGUGGGAACUGUUCAAAUAAAAGGCUCAGCAGCCAUAUAUAGUCCCAUGAACAUUAAAGAGACAAAUUUAUAGCCACAACUUACAUGUUUAGCCAAUUUGUUCUAGUGGUUAAAUACCAGGCUAGAAACCAGGAGACUGUGAGUUCUAGUCCAACCUUAUAAAGAACAGCCAGCUGGGUGACUUUAGGCCAGUCCCUCCCUCGGCCCAACUCACUUUGUUGUGGUGGAGGGGAAAAAGGAAGAGGAAAGAAUAUUAGCUAAAUUCGCUGCCUUAAAUUAUUUAGAAAAAUAACAAAGACAGGCUAUAAAUGUAUACAUCAAAUGACAAACUUGUUUCUUGCCACUCGACUUUCCAUCAGGCUGUCUUCUGCCAAUCCAGCUCAUCUCACUCUAUAUUUGAGGCAGGACUGCACUCCAGACUAAUAAACUUCCUGAACUCCU
Molecule: messenger RNA, 1861 nt
Organism: Ahaetulla prasina
Lineage: Eukaryota; Metazoa; Chordata; Lepidosauria; Squamata; Colubridae
Product: membrane-spanning 4-domains subfamily A member 4A-like
Exons: 7
Coding region: 374-1012 (212 amino acids)
Cellular component (GO): membrane
Source: RefSeq, a predicted model, not a curated record